AUGACUACCUGUAGUCAGUUACAAAACCACUUAUCGAGGAACGGCAUAGCUAAGUUCUACUGUGAAAAAUCCAAAUCUUUUACCAGCCUGUCUUCCAUUAAAGAUAUUGGUAAGCCUGAUGAUGCAUACACCAGGAAGCGAAAGAAUUUGCUUGCCUAUGAUAACUUUUGGGACAAGAAUCGUAAUAGUACUUUAAGAAGUAACAAUGGCGGGAUAUCAAAAAGACCUGCCAACUCUAGAAGUGCAUUAACUCAGGCAGAAACCACGAGCCAUUCUGAGAGCAAUAACAGCGUAAUUUAUAUCUCAAAGUUGUCAUCACCUGGUGGCUGCCCUGUCAUCGCCACCGCUCAGUGA
Messenger RNA from Fraxinus pennsylvanica, 354 nucleotides. The record is from the annotation of a GenBank genome assembly. NCBI's taxonomy places the organism in Eukaryota, Viridiplantae, Streptophyta, Magnoliopsida, Lamiales, Oleaceae.